Hylaeus volcanicus is the source of this 1839-nucleotide messenger RNA. RefSeq names its product 60S ribosomal export protein NMD3-like. Gene Ontology annotation, molecular function: ribosomal large subunit binding. NCBI's taxonomy places the organism in Eukaryota, Metazoa, Arthropoda, Insecta, Hymenoptera, Colletidae. Gene Ontology annotation, biological process: ribosomal large subunit export from nucleus. The coding region runs from base 107 to 1699 and encodes 530 amino acids. The record is from RefSeq and is a predicted model, not a curated record. Gene Ontology annotation, cellular component: cytoplasm; nucleus. The transcript has 6 exons.
UUAUGAAUUUCGAAACAGUGCGUCAGCGGUAAAUGUAUUUUUUUUUUAAAAGUUAAUGUUAAUUUCAAGUUAAUAAAUGUUAAUAGGUUUUUAUUCAAAAUAGACUAUGACAGAUAUUUUAGAGAAUUUACAAAACAUAAGUUGCUGUGUUUGUGGUAGUAUCAUACCAGCCAAUCCAACAGGACAAUGUUCGUUUUGUUUAACGAAUUCUGUUGAUAUAACUGAAGGAAUUGAGAAAAAUUUAGUUUUACCGUUUUGUCGCCACUGUAAUCGUUAUCAAAGACCCCCUUGGUUAAAAUGUGACUGGGAAAGUAAAGAACUUUUAGCAUUAUGUUUAAAACGUAUUCGAGCAUUACAAAGUUUACGUGAAAUUAUUCUAGUCGAUGCCGCUUUUCAAUAUACCGAGCCCCACAGUCGUCGUAUAAAAGUACGAUUGACUCUUCAAAAAGAAAUUGUUCCUGGAGCUAUUCUCGAGCAUAACUGUAUCGUUGAAUACGUUAUUCAACCAACACAAUGUGAUGAGUGUAAAAAAGCUUUCACACCGCAUACAUGGGCAGCUGUUGUUCAAAUUCGACAAAAAGUUCAACAUAAACGUUCCUUGAUGUAUUUAGAACAAGUGAUCUUAAAACAUAAAGCUCAUGAAAAUACACUUAAAAUUACUGAGUCUCCUGAUGGCAUGGAUGCCGAAUUCUCUUCCAUCUCAAACGCUCAAAAAUUCGCAGAAUUCGUUCAAUGCCAUUUAUUAACACGAAGUAAAAGUUCAAAGCAAUUGGUAUCUCAUGAUUCAAAAUCAAAUACUGCUUUUUAUAAGCAUACCCUUCUGGUUGAUAUUUGCCCUAUAUGUAAAGAUGAUUUAGUGUUUGUUCCACCGAAAAUAUGUACUUCUAUUUAUGGUGGAAUUUCUAAUUUUCUACUGUGUGCUCGAGCCACUACUACCCUUCAAUUGGUUGACCCUUUUUCUCAUCGUUCUCUCAUUGUCGCGGAAGACAAAUUUUGGAAACAUCCUUUUUCUAGUAUUUUAACACGACGUCAUUUAACAUCUUUUGUGGUUCUUAAUAUUGAAACGGUCAGUCAAUCGCAUGAAACGAGUUCGACUGCCACUAAACGGUCUUUAACACGAUGCGGGAAAAUCAAAAAAAAAAAAAAGCAUGCUUUUUUUCAUGAUUUUAAAGACUCGGAUGCUAUUCUUGACGAAAAGAAACCUAACACAACUUUAACUCUGCCUUUACAUGGCGUAGCAUACAUUCAGAUCGCUCGACUUUCCGAUUUCGGUGUUAAUGAUUUACAAUACAAUGUUCGUUCUCAUUUAGGAGAUGUCUUACGCGUUGGAGAUCAUUGCUCAGGCUAUGAUUUGACAACUCUUAACUUAGGAGGUAGUCACGACGACAUUGGAGUUACCAAUAAGAUACAAGAAGAUGUGAUUUUAGUUCGAAAAAUACGUAAAACUGGUAUGACAAAAAGACCGUGGGUGUUAAAACGCUUAGAUAUGAUGUCUUCAAAUGUUAAACCUAAAAAUUCACAACAUAUGGACUUGGAAGAAUUCAAAUGCGAUUUGGAAGAUGAUGUCGUUUUACAAAAAGAAGUUAAUUUUUAUAAAAACCCAAUAUCUAUAAAUGAUCAACAAGACGAGGAUAAUACUGUAUUGUGUCAUCUUUUGGAGGAUCUCACAUUACAGGAUGAUCCUAAAUUGUUUGCAUAAUAUCAUUGUUUUGAAAGUGAUACUUUGAAAAUAACAAAUAUUUUUGUUUUUUAAAACCUCACCAGCUACAACACUGUUGUUACAGUGCACUAGUAAAAGGCAACAUGAUACAAAAGAAUUUUUUAAAAUGAAUAGUACAA